UAUCAAUUAUAUACUUUUGCGAUGGAAAAUUCCACUUGAUAUUAACUCAGAAUAUAGAGCUGAAUCAUCCCUCACAGUAUUCAUUACAAUGACACUUGCACCCCUGUAUGUACCUACAAGUACAUACAGGUAGCCAGUUGAUAUCAAGUGGAAUUUCCUGACGGAAAAUUCAUGAAUAUUUUAGUGUAUUUUUUUAAUUAUUUUCAAUUCUAUACUUUUGCGACGGCUAAUUACAGUUGAUUAUGAACUCAGAAUCAUGGUCUGAAUCAUCUCUCAAAGUUUUCGUUACGAUGUCACUAACACCCUGUAUAAAUGUUACUAUAGUCAAGCACUGCCACAGACAGACAAAGGCACAUAUAAUAAGUAAUUUAUCUUUUAGGUAUAAUGGAUGUGUUAUUUAACAUUGGAUGUCUUAUUGAAACGGACUCAUUAUUUUGGUGCAAUAAAGUACUAUAUUAUAGAUACUAUUAUACGAACAUGUAUAACGUACAUGUAUAUGUACAGUCAUAAGCAAUAUCAUGUACCCACUUUAGAACCCUGUCGCACUAUCAUAUUUGACAUUUAAUGAGACUUACGGUUUAAUUUGUCAAAAAAGUUAAUGUGACAUGGUUUCAAAGUGUUUACAUUUUAAUACUCGUGACGUAACCGUACUUAUAACGUGUCAUAAAGUUACGGUUUCUUAUUGUAUUAUAGAUGAUUUACGGCGGGAUCAUUUCCGCUUAGUAACUUUUAUAUAACUACCUUAGUGUGCCGCCUUUACGCCGAACAAUUAGGUAUACUUACCUACGUUCCCAAAAUAUUUUGAUUGCCAACUUCAAUAAAAAAAUUGCCCAUUGUUCCAUUUCUCAACUAAAUUGUCUGGCAGAUAAUCAGUACACAUAUUUAAUUAGGUACGCAGAUUAAACAUUUGACGUUUGUAUGAAACACGAGUGUUAACUUUGUUAUAAUAAAAUUGAUUAGGUUAGGUUUGUAUGCUGAUAAAAUACACUGCCAGACUCAAGUUCUAUUACGGCAUACGCAAUUUUCAUCAACACGAACAAACCAAUAAUUUGCAUAAAGUAUAAUAUAAGUAGUGGUUAUUAAAAAAAUCCAAUGUGGUAGUUUUGGCAGGAGGGUGAAAUAUGCCUGAAGCAAGCGAAUAUUAGGAAAAUGAAAUCAUACCAAUAAUUGUUUGCGAAACAAGGUAUAGAUCCAUUCAAAUUGCAUCAUAAUAUCAUUAUUUGUGCAGACAAUAAAGACAUAAUGUUCAGUUAACCUACCUAAUAAUAUACGGGUAAUUUAAUUAAUACUGUACAAAUUGCAAAUAUUGCUGUAAGUACCUACUUUGUACCUACCUAAAGACUGCUAUGCUUAUACGGCUGCAGAUAAACAGAAUGAAACAGUGCAUUGUCCUAAAUAAAUCUAGCAUGACGCCGUAACUUUGCUAUUUCAUUUAUCUAUGAGACGAUAAGUUUCAAGUUUUAAAAUAAGGUACCAAGCGCUUCUUGAUAAUAGUUGAUAAAGCCAUGCUGAAAAUAUUUAAGUUACAUCAUAUAAUUAAGUAAUUCGUAUUUGCCUUAAACUCGGCAGAUUUUGGUAAAUAAAUAUAUCUCUAAUAUACAUACUCGACCUCUCAAACUUUAAUAUCAGUAACGAUAAUAAAGAUAGAAACACCGCAAUCAGUAUAAGAGAGACAUUUAUUACUGUAUCAGUCUGGUAGAAUGUCGCCAGACGCGGCAUGGAACAGUUGUCUUGUAAAUUGAAACACGUGAUUCCAUUGUUCACAUAGACUGUAAUUAAUUACAAAUUGUAUCUUAUGUGUAUUGAAAUAUGUCUUUAGAAGACGCAAUUGAGACAAUCAUCGGCCGGUUUGGUAAAUACCAGUCUUGGGUAUUAUUUCUCAUACUUUUAGGUCGUUACCCAACCGAAUUCCAGUUAACCAACGUAGUGUUUAUAUUGCCUAGUGUAAACUAUGUGUGUAAAGAUGACAAUGCCUACAAUUUAACUAAUCAUUGUCCGUGUCGAAAUCCGGAAUACGACCAGAGCACGAUCGUCAGCUCAGUGACGAGCGAAUGGAAUCUCAUAUGCGACAGAACUUCGUUAGCGAGUUUAUCACAAUCGAUGCUGCAAGUUGGCAUACUAGCAGGUAGCCUUGUGUACGGCUACGUAUCAGACAGAUAUGGGCGAAAAAUUUCAACAAUUAAUGCUUUCUUCUUCACGGCACUAUUUGGAGUUCUGGCGGCUGUGAGUCCCCAACUGUGGAUGUUCAUCGUCUGUCGGUUUUUCAUCGGCAUGUCUCUUGGAGGAACCAUGCUGUGUGCCUAUAUCUUAUUAAUAGAGAUAAGUGGAAAAUCCUUCAGACCAUAUGUUGUAGGACUGGAGGGCAUAUCCUACGUCACAGGCUAUUUCGCCCAGCCGAUAAUUGCAUACUAUUUAAGGGAGUGGAGAUAUCUUAUUCUCGUGACGUCAGCGCCGUGGCUGCUAGUCGUGGCGUACUACUGGCUUUUACCUGAAUCUCCUCGCUGGUUGAUAACUGUUGGUAAAAAGAAACAAGCCAUUGAUCUUCUAACAUACAUAGCAAAAAAAAAUAAUCGUCCAACAGAAAAUAUCGAAAGGAUUGUGAGUGAAUUAGACUCAAUUGAGAGCAAUAACGAACAACGCGGUACAUAUUUGGACUUGUUCAAAACGCCAAAGAUCAGAAAGUACACGAUCGUCAACGUGCUAGUGUGGAUGUGCUGCGCGCAUACAUUCUUCGGUAUCAACCAGUACAUUGGCCGGCUGGACGGGAACCUGUACCUCAACGUGAUGCUGUCAGCUGUGGUGCUCGCGCCAGGGCUCGUCCUCGUAGUUCUGUCUUCACUAUACCUCAAGAGAAAAGUGAGCAUCAUCGUCAGUUUCUGUACAGCAGCUGUUCCUCUCCUAAUAUUCAUAUUCCUACCAAAAGACAUGCCUACAGCAACAUUAGCGUUUGCUAUCAUUGGACAACUAGGCGCUUACACGUCUUUCAUUCUAACCUAUCUAUAUUCUUGUGAAUUAUUCCCCACCGUUGUACGGAACUCUGCGAUGGGGCUUGCAUCAGUUUUCGCGAGAUUCGCAAGUUUUGUCGCGCCGUUUGUAGUGAACAUUGGUAUAGAAUGGGUGUCGAUAUUGAUAUUCAGUGGUCUAGCCUUCUGCGCUGCAUUUUUAUGUUUGUUUCUACCAGAAACAAAAGAUAUCGUUCUUUUUAAUACUAUUGACCAAGUUGAACAACCCAAAGAAAGAAAGACUAAUGAUAACAAAACAGCAUAUCUUAAACAAUAGUUUAUUGCAUAUUUUUUAUAAGUAAUUGUAUUAAUUAAAUAUACUUACAACAGUUAAUAAAAUUACCUUGUUUUUAAUCGAUUCCUAACUUUUUGGCAUACACGAGAAUCCACAGGUAAUGAUUUAUCUAUAUACUACUAAAAUCUAAAAAAUCUAAUUCGCUUUUAAUUUCUCAAGUAAUUUGUACUGUAUGUUAUGGAAUCCUCCGAAGUACCAGGUAACGAACACAAAUAAAAAGCAGUGGUAAAGGACCCAAAAGCGGAAAGCUACACUAUAGAGCAUCCCAUAGGCAAAGAGGAGGUCUAUUAUAGUCCAGAACAUGAAUCCUAUCUUCGCAGUUAGCAUUUCUCUCGGUGCUCGUUCUACGGGUGACUUGUUCGAGGGGUCGAUAAAAGUUCCUGAAAAUUACAUCUCAAGUUCAUAAAAUAUUAAUGAGUUUUUCCCUGUCUUUAUCUGUCUCAGACUCUAAUAAAUGAUUAUAACGAUAUAAAUACAUUUAAUAAAGACAAAGAUUACUGUA
Pectinophora gossypiella (pink bollworm) is the source of this 3799-nucleotide messenger RNA. RefSeq names its product organic cation transporter protein-like. Gene Ontology annotation, cellular component: membrane. The coding region runs from base 1810 to 3279 and encodes 489 amino acids. Lineage: Eukaryota; Metazoa; Arthropoda; Insecta; Lepidoptera; Gelechiidae. Gene Ontology annotation, biological process: transmembrane transport. The transcript is spliced from 3 exons. The record is from RefSeq and is a predicted model, not a curated record. Gene Ontology annotation, molecular function: transmembrane transporter activity.